AUGCGUUGGCUGCACUGCUCAGGGGCUGACCGCACGUCUCGUCGCAUCACCGUUCAAGUCGCCCAAGAGCUGGGCCCGUUUGUCGACUGCACCUCCAACCAGGCAAUCGCCUUCUUCGAACUCUCGCGGCCCGCAUCCGGUGGCGAUGGCGGCGCGCAGCUCCAUCACGCCGCCUUGAUACGGGAAGCCCUCGAUGACGCAGGCGGCAAGCUGAAGCACCUGCGAGAUGGCCUGCCGCUGGAAGAGUUUGUCGUCGAAGUUCUUAUGGUCAAGCUGCAGCUGCGCAUCGCGCCCAGCGUGACGGGCUACCUCCACGUCCAGACGAAUCCCAAGCUGUCGUUUUGCACGGCCGGCACGAUCAGCAACGCAAAGCGCAUCGUGGCCAUCUUCAACGCCCUCGCUCCGGACUUGAUUCCCCGCCGUCGCGUCUGCAUCAAGAUCCCCGCCACGUGGGAGGGCCUGCAGGCGUGCCGCGCCCUCGAGGCUGAGGAGGCCGAGGAGGAGGAGCAAGGCAUCGCCACGCUCGCGACCACCAUGUUUUGCAUGGAGCAGGCCGUCCUGGCCGCCGACGCGGGGUGCACGUACAUUGCGCCCUACAUCAACGAGCUCAAGGUGCAUUUCGAAAAGGGGUACGUCGAUGCGAACAAGGCCUUUGCCUUUUGCCGCGAGGCGCAGGCAUACUACGUCGCGCGCGGCCACCGCACGCGCGUGCUCGCCGCGUCGCUGACCUCGGUGGACGAGGUGAUGCAGCUGGCGGGCGUGCAGCACGUCACCGUCGCGCCGGGGCUGCUGCGCGAGCUGGCGGCCCGCGAUGCGGCGUCGUCAACCUGGGACGGCGGCAGCAGCAGCAGCAGCAGGCUGGGUGAAUACUUUGCGCAAGGACAACCAGUGCGAGAGGACAUGGAGGCGUCCUGGGAGGGCGUGGGGUACGACGGGUUGGUGAGGGAUGAGGGCGCGUGGAGGCUGGCGUUUGCGAGGAGUGGGUUUGGUGCGAGCGAGGGCAAGAUUGUGCAGGCUGUGAAUUACUUUUGCGAGUUUCAGGAGGAGCUGGAGGAGCUGGUUAGGGGGCGGUGCUGA
Molecule: messenger RNA, 1077 nt
Organism: Purpureocillium takamizusanense
Lineage: Eukaryota; Fungi; Ascomycota; Sordariomycetes; Hypocreales; Ophiocordycipitaceae
Product: Transaldolase
Exons: 5
Coding region: 1-1077 (358 amino acids)
Biological process (GO): carbohydrate metabolic process; pentose-phosphate shunt, non-oxidative branch
Cellular component (GO): intracellular anatomical structure
Molecular function (GO): transaldolase activity
Source: RefSeq, a predicted model, not a curated record